CAACAACUAAGAACACAACACAUUCCUUCCUGGCGACUUGGCAGGGACAGAUUGUCUCCAUAGUUACUGGGAACGAGACCUGGAAAAAACUGCUGUAAAGUUUAUCUCUUGCUUAUGACUCAUCAGUUGACAAUUUGCUAUUGGAAAACUGCAAAGCAUUUGUGGUGACCAGCAUUUCUUAUUGAUAUUAUCAAGUGAUGUCAGAAUAUCCACCAAAGAAGAAGUUACGUCAGGUUUCAUUAGUGGAUAUGUUCAUGCCAUCAACAAGUGAAGAAGUCGGUAAUAAACACGACAAUAACCAGACCACUAUUGACAUUGAAUCUGAUAGCUCCCAGAACAUCCAGUCCAGCAUAGAGUGUUUGAGACUCAAUUCAUUCUCAUCAGAUAUUGGUGCAUCAGAUGAUAAAGAACUGAUGGAAACAAAUGAUGAAACACAAAAAGGAGGUCUGGAAUAUGAGACUCACACAAGUGGAAAUUGUAUUCGUGAACAUGAUAAGCCAAUUCACGGUAGCAGUGAAAGAGAACGUGGGGUCUCUGAGCAUUUCAGUUUGGAAAAGAAAAGGCAUUCAGAUGUAAGUCCUAAGAAAAAGAAGAUGGAAUUUGCUGGUGAACAGAAUGAUUACCAAGAAGCUUCCAAGAGAAAUGCUGACCAGAGAAAUGCAGCAAGUACAAGUCCCAGAGCAAAAACUCCAUCAAAGGGACCAGUCCCCAAGAAAUUAUCUAAGAUAGCAACACCCAAGAAGUCUCCAAGGAGGUCUCCCACAAAGGAAAAGGAAGGUCGGGUCUCGAAUGGAAGAUCUUCAGAGCGGCGUAACAUUCUGGCAGACGCAGCUGAGAGGAGGAUGCGGUUGGGAGUCACAACGCCAUCAGACAGGGUUGAACAAGAAGGUCGAAUAUCCCCAGAUAUAUUUGAUGACGACGAUGAUUUUAUCAAAGCAGCGGAAAAGACAGAGAUCACAUGGUGUGGUUCUCCAUUGUCAUCUUUAGAGGCUUUAAGUUCAACUAACUUGAACCUGCCUUCAGUGUAUCCAGCUCCUGACCACACAGUACUGGUGAAGCUCCCAAUCUCUCCAGGUGGUGGUGUUCCAGCCCCUCAUCCAUCCUCUUACACUGAUAUCUGGGACCAGUAUCAUGUCAGGAUGCCUUGUUCACCAAAGAGCCAAUACCCAUUAGGGAAGGGCAGUGACUCACUUGUCCCACGUUGGUCAGUAAUCUGCCAAGCACUCAGGAGAGGCAUUACAAGUGUGGAGGAGCUUCAGAGUGCAAUUUUGGAAUACAACAGUAGAUAUGCUACCAAGUGGAAGUUUAAGGGCCUUCAUCACUUGAUAGAACAGGAGUUUGAAGAAGAGGAACGUGAUUAUUUCUUCAGUAACACCUUACCAGCAAUGAUACGUCUAGCUCUGAAUUUACCCAAGCUUGUUACGCAGCCCCCACCACUCCUUGUUAGUCGAGCCGCACACUCCAUCACGCUCUCACAGAUGCAGAUUGCAUCUCUUCUAGCAAAUGCCUUCUUCUGUACAUUCCCACGAAGAAAUGCAAAGGGAAGUGAGACUGAAUAUGCAAAUUAUCCUGACAUUAAUUUUAACAGAUUAUUCUUCCAUAAAGAGAAGCGAGCAUUGGAGAAGAUGAAGUGUUUACUUAAUUAUUUCCGACGAGUGACAAGAAAAGAGGCAACUGGAAAUGUGACCUUCACCCGACAGUACAUCUGCUAUCAAGACUUACCAGCCUGGGAAUCCUCCUCUAACCACUUACCAAAGAUUCACAUUAACACCAAUGGCCUAAUAGAAGAUGCAAGUGGAUUACUUCAAGCUGACUUUGCAAACAAAUACCUGGGUGGAGGAGUCUUAGGUCUUGGGUGCGUGCAAGAAGAGAUCCGCUUUGUGCUCUCCCCAGAGCUGAUAGUUUCCCGAUUAUUCACACAAGCACUGGGAAAAUCAGAAGCCCUCAUUAUCACAGGAGUUGAGCAGUAUAAUGAUAGCACUGGCUAUGCCUCAACCUUUAGCUGGAAGGGGUCACAUGAAGAUACUACCCCUGUUGAUGCCUGGGGCCGACGUUUAUGUCAGGUCACUGCUAUUGAUGCUCUUCAUUUUACCAGACAACCUCAAGUGCAAUACAGGCCAACUUUUGUCCGAAGAGAGCUGAAUAAGGCAUAUGCUGGUUUUAAAGUUCUGAACAAUAGCCCAGGAGUUCAAAUAGCUGUUGCUACAGGGAAUUGGGGAUGUGGGGCUUUCAAAGGGGAUCCACGACUCAAGUCCUUGAUUCAGUUAGCGGUGUGUGGUUACAUUGGACGUGAUGUGGCUUACUUUACAUUUGGAGACCAGAAACUUUGUAAUGACCUUGCAGCCAUGCAUAUUUUUUUGAAGGAAAACAAUGUUUCAGUAGGUGAAUUGGUUCAAUUGCUGAUCCACCAUGGAUCUCGGGAGUGGGCAGAUGGUUCUGAUUUGUUCCAGUACAUUUACCACAACCUUGGGGCUUAUGAGUCAGAGACUGAUAAUGAGGAUUCUGCUGUACCUGCCCCACCCCAGAAUACAAAUACAAGAAAAGAGAUGCCAGCUGUUAAAAGGAAUAUCACAGACUACUUCAAGAAGUUGGGCAAAACCUACCCAACACCUGCUGCAGCUACAGCCGUGACACAUGGCGCCACACACCGUCAUGCCUCUACUAGUAAACAAGUUUUAUCAAGUGGAACUGGAGUAGUUGGAAAAGAUUCUCUCUCUGAGGAAAAGAUUUUGGAGGUCUUGACAGAAUGUGAUCGUCUUGUAGGAGGCCAGAAGGUGAAAACUCAAGAGGCUUGUGAUUCAGGACCAUCUCUGUGGACACAAAAUAAAUACUUAUUGGAUCAGUCCAAGGAAACUUCUGAUACAACUAAGUUCAAAAGUAGUAAAAGAGACAGUGAAGGUAAAGAUAGAGGUAAAACUGAAGAGAGAAAGAACACUGUAUCAAAAAGUACGAGUGAACCAAAUAGACUGCUUUCAUUUUUGGAUGACAUAGACAAAGGUAUGGCAUCAUAGUGUAGAUAUUGCUACAGGAUAAUAUCACAGGUGUUGUGUCUACUACCAGGGGUGUAUAUUAUACAUAGCACUGAUGUAAAUACUGUAUGAAAAUUAAUUUAUUUUCUUGAAAUUUAUUAAUUUUUGGAUAGACUAUUGGAAAUCUACAGUAAGGAACUGUACAUUAGCACCGUUAGUAUCAACUUUAUGAACAUGGCUUAGACCAGAAAUAAUUUUCAGAUUAUUGACAUUUGUGUUUUUCAAGAUGUAAUAUACUGCAUAUCUAGAAGUAAAAGUCAAUGUUUGUAAAAUAGUAAAAAAAACUAAAUAUAGUAUUAUCAAAGGGACAGUGGUGUGUCUGACAAUACCUUUUCAUUUUUUUUUUUUUUGGUACAAUAUUCGUAGAUGAAUUUAAGAGUCAUAUGAUUUUAUUUUGGCCUUAAAUUUUUGUUCUCGGAAUGAAAACAGAAGAUGCAAAAAUAAUCAAGAAUGUUUUAAAAAAUAUUUAAUGCUCCAGGCCCAAAUUAAAUUUCCUUGCUUGUUCUCAAAGAGUUCUCUACUGAACUUUGUCCUGUUCAGUCUACAGUACACUCCUCAAACUAUCUCUUUGUACUUCAUCCUUCCCCUCUUCAUCCAACCUCAAAGAAAAGAGAUAGUCCUACACUUCAAAUUACUACCCAAUAUCAUUUUAGAAGCCGUAAUCAAUGCUCAUCAGACAACUUGAAAAUGAAAAUGUACUCAGUGGUCAACAUUUUGGCUUUUGUGCUGGGUGCUCUACUGCUGAUCUGUUAUUCUGCAUACAUACAGUCCACAAAUCAACAGAAUGCAGUGGUGAAAAGCCCAUUCAGUAGCUAUUGCCAAAAGUAUCCAACUUGCAAAAUUGCCCUGCUGCUAUCUUUCCUCCUUUGACCAUAAUUAUAUAGUACCACCUCGAUACACCAGACUAAUUAGGGCAAACCCCAGUUCAUAAAAGUGAAAGUCCGAUGAAACCGAAUCUAUGGAGGGGGGCUGGACUUAACUCUGCUUUCUCUGAAUAUUUCAAGAAAAUCAGAUAUAAGUCUGGUUGUCGACAACUGUUUUCACUGAUAUUUCUGUUUCGUACUGUAAAGUACUGGUCACCACAGAAUUUGCAGAAAAGCCAUUUAAAUUUGUGAGUGCAUUAUGAAUAAAGAAAAACUGGGAGGUGCAUGUAGAUAUCUGGGAGCAACAGGCACCGGUGGGUGGGUGGCUGAUCAUUCUCUCAUUCUGUUAUUGACUAUAACAUGUCUUCGGCACUUAGUAAAUAAUAUUAAAGUGUUUUAUGCAUCUGCAUAUUCCCUCGUUUAUUCAUUAAUCACUUGUCUAAGUGCACAAGUAGCCAAAUCAAGCCAUCAUGUAUCACUUUAAAGUAAUAAAUAAUACUCUUGAAGGUAUCUCCAUAUGAAAUACUAUACAGGACAGAGUAUGUUAUAAUGAUCCUGUUGAAAGCUCUCAUGAAUGCAUCCUCAGUGAAUACCUUCUGAUACAGCUUGUACUUUUUGAUUUUCAAGUCAAAUUACAAAUUAUAUUUAUAUACUGGAUUGUAUUUUUCUAUAAGAGGCUGAUUAUACAUUACAUGAAUAUAAUAUUGAAUCGAUAAACCUGGCAAAUGUGGCAAUGCUCCAGCCUCUUUACAUAGUGUCAUUGCUCUUGUACUUAUUAACUAUUAUUAGGCCUACAGCUUAUCUGAUUAGACCACUGUACAGAAUUCAGUUGAAAAAUGUUGUUCUUUUCAUAGGAAUUUUUUUUUUUUUACUAAUUUCUUGAAAUGAGUUUUUACAUAAUUUUGCCUAUUUUGUAAAAUCCUCAAGUAUCCCCGUUAAAAACAAUACUGUACAUAUUCAAGAUAAAAAGUUCACAUAAAUGAAUGUAGGUAGUGAGGUGAGGCACAAUGAUGCCUUACAUAUGAAGGCAAAAUUCAGACAUGUGCCAUGCGACACCCACGCACAGACAUUCGACUGCAUCUAUGAACACAAACUGUCCUGACUGAUGUUGGAUUUUCCGGACAUAUACUUCUGGUGAAUAGAGGGGCAGUCCAGAGCACCUCAGAGUGAAAAAGCGAAUUCCGGUGUUCUGAAGUCCACUGUACUGUAAUUUCUUUUUUUUCUAUCUGGUUGUAGUGUUCAUAGUUUUGGAUGGUCUUUUAUCUAUCACUCUAUCAAUGUCAAGAGUUCCGCGGGAUUCCAUACUGGUACUAAUUCUUAUUACGCAGUACGAAAUGAUCUUUCACUGACAGCUAACUUUCUUCACAUCUAUGCAGAAGACUCAACCCUCCAUAGAUCCUUUACUUUGCCCCAGUCAUGAGAUGAAAUAUUGAAUGCUAGACAACAUACACAUCUCUACAGGAACAUCUUGCUCACAUAGCUGAAUGAGGUGCAUACAACUUUGUUUUCUGGAAUGUAACUAAAGGAAAAUACAUAAGGGCAUGAUAUUUCACAAUUCAGCAUAAAUUUUAACAUUAUAAUUCCAUUAUCACACAGCAUUGAUAUUUUUAGCAUCACCUUUACUUUAAAUUUUUGCCAGAACUUAAGCCAAAACUGCUUCAAUAAGUAAGGCUUAGACUCGUGUUCAGAACCACUCCCUACUUUACUGUGACACAAUUAUGUAAGUCAUGUGCACACUCAGAUGGAAUACUGUACUGUUCUCAUCUGUAUGCUGUGUGUGGUGUUGGGAACUUUGCUUCCUUGAUUUGGUGAAAAAAAAGGCAUCAAAACAAUUCAGUAAUAACCACCUCACCAGAAAAGCUCCAUUAAUGCACAUUCACAGGAAUGCCUUAUUGCUUCCCUAUUUUAUAAAUUUUUCCACAGUCAGUGUUCUAAUUAUCUACACUAAUUAUUGCCACCUUCAGUUAUUCUGCAGAACCUCUCCUGUGAAAACUCGCUUGUACCUGUACCCUAGAUUAGUACUUUGGGAACUCCAUUCCUGGAUAUUUUCUUGUUAUAUAACCUCAAUCAGCUCAAAUUAUCCUGCUUUAAAUACCUUUAGUCUUUGGCAAGGGGAUGCUCCAGUGAACAGAUUUAACAAAGACACUUGUUUGUUCUCUCAGCAUUUUUUAUUUUAUUUCUGUUUUGAAUUUAUUACAUGUUCUAUCAAUCAUCACAUGAGUUUUUCAGCUCGGAAUUGUUUGUUAAGAUGUGUGUGGGUAAUGAGGUUUAGUGUUCAGUGAACCUUGUGCAUUCUGUUUCAUUAAAUACUAGAGUCACACUAA
Homarus americanus (American lobster) is the source of this 6216-nucleotide messenger RNA. RefSeq names its product poly(ADP-ribose) glycohydrolase-like. Gene Ontology annotation, biological process: nucleotide-sugar metabolic process; carbohydrate metabolic process; ATP generation from poly-ADP-D-ribose. The transcript is spliced from 16 exons. The record is from RefSeq and is a predicted model, not a curated record. NCBI's taxonomy places the organism in Eukaryota, Metazoa, Arthropoda, Malacostraca, Decapoda, Nephropidae. Bases 198 to 3011 code for a protein of 937 amino acids. Gene Ontology annotation, cellular component: cytoplasm; nucleus. Gene Ontology annotation, molecular function: poly(ADP-ribose) glycohydrolase activity.